Mus musculus (house mouse) is the source of this 2126-nucleotide messenger RNA. RefSeq names its product DNA segment, Chr 17, human D6S53E (gene D17H6S53E). The record is from RefSeq and is marked validated. NCBI's taxonomy places the organism in Eukaryota, Metazoa, Chordata, Mammalia, Rodentia, Muridae. The transcript has 3 exons. Bases 386 to 1267 code for a protein of 293 amino acids.
GGCCCCACAGCUACUCGCUGCGCGAGCACCCAGACGCCUGGGUCCCCAGAGACUUCCUGUUCCUUGAGCUCCCUUGGGCAGCGAUUUGAAGGUUCCUCAGUUUCAGGACCGAAGGACCCUGGGCCACCACCUUCUUUCCUUCAAUGGAACACCACCUCUCCCCUUUCUGGGGCACCUUGGGAUGUGGUCUUGACUGACACGGAAGCAGGCCAUUUACCACACUUGGGGCUGUGUGAGUCCUUUCUGAAUUCAGAGUAGGACAAUAUCACCAAGCAGACACCUCUUCUGAACCGGAACUGAUUCUGGCUUCGGAGGAGAUCCUGAGAAUCUUACGCAGAGUCAGGAAGUGGUCACAGAUUUGGGAAGCGCAUUGCACAGCUCAGUCAUGUUCCUUCGACGGCUUGGUGGCUGGCUACCUCGACCUUGGGGUCGAAAGAAAUCAACAAAGGCUGAUUUGCCUGCCCCAGAACCCAGAUGGGUGGACAGCUCCCCGGAGAAUUCGGGGAGUGACUGGGACAGUGCUCCAGAGACCAUGGGAGAUGUGGGGCCCCUUAAGACCAAGGAUUCAGGAACACGGAGACCCCCCGGGGCUGCUCCAGAGUCUAGCAGGGACCUCAAAGUGGAUCAACUGGGGAGCAAAAGAAUGGAUUCCCUCAAGCGGGACAAGACUGCCUCUACCAUUCAAGAGCCUGCAAGACUGGAGUCUGGAGGGGCCAUUCCCAAACUAGACUGGGAUCCUGUGGAUUCAGGUGGCGUGAAGAACCUUGGAGUGUCCGCUCAAGGGAGACUAGGCACCAUUGGGCCAGAAGCCCUGUUGGAGAAACCUGGUCGCCGUCAGAAGCUGCUGCGUUGGUUACGGGGGGAACCAGGGGCUCCUUCACAUUACCUGCAGGACCCAGAGGAGUACCUGCAGAUCUCUACCAACUUGACCCUGCACCUGCUGGAGCUGCUUGCCACAGCCCUGCUGGCUCUGUGCUCCAGGCCACUCCGAGCCAUCUUGGAUGCUUUGGGCCUUCGAGGACCUGUGGGCCUCUGGCUUCAUGGGCUGCUAUGUUUCCUGGCCGCCCUACAUGGGCUCCACGCUGUGCUGAGCUUACUUACUGCCCACCCCCUGCAUUUUGCCUGCCUCUUUGGCUUGUUGCAGGCCCUGGUGCUGGCUGUCAGCCUCCGGGAACCUGUUGAAGAUGAGGAGACCGCUGAUUGGGAGAGUGAGGGGCAGGAGAGGGAGGCCAAGGAGCAGAGGGAAGGUCCCGGAAGGAUGUUGUGACUGGGAGAGGGUGGGAGCAAAGGGUAAAGAUAGUGGGGUGGCCUUUAGGAGGAAGGUGGGGAAACCCAGAUUGUAAGCACAGAGACCUCAGGGAUGGGGAGGAAACUCAGGCACAGGAGCUCCUGUCACACUUGACAGACAGGGCUGGCUAGGAUGGCCAGUAAUGGACAAUGGGACAUCACCAUUGAAGUCACCAGCUUUUUUUUUUUUUUUUUUUUUUUUUUUUUUUGGUUUUUUUGAGACAGGGUUUCUCUGUAUAGCCCUAGCUGUCCUGGAACUCACUCUGUAGACCAGGCUGGCCUCGAACUCAGAAAUCCGCCUGCCUCUGCCUCCCGAGUGCUGGGAUUAAAGGCAUGUGCCACCAUGCCCAGCAAAGUCACCAGCUUUUGUUAUUUCUUGCUUUUACAUUUACUCACUUUUUUUUUUUUUUAAAUUUCCACCUCCACUUUUUAAAAGCAAAAUAGAAUAAAAGCAACCGUGGAGAACGGACACCACAGGGCCCUUUCCAAGCGCAGGGGUGGAUGGGGCCAGAGGCAGGACAGAGAUCUCUGCAUUAAGAGUUGAUGGGGAGACCCGUAGUGUCCCUUGGAUCCUAGGACUAGAACCGUUUAGAGGAGAGUGAGGCUUUGAGGGAGAAGGGGCUUCAGGUGCCGCAGUACCUGCAGUGAGGGUCUGCAGGUCGGUGGGAGCCAGAAGAAACAGAGCUGCUGUGGGCUGGAUUGGCAUGAGGACCAGUACAGAAGAGCUGGCAGCUCUGAAGGGCAGUGGGGGAAGCACCGUGACUGCCUCUCCACUCAGGCAUUGCUCACUCAGCAAUAAAUGUGCCACACUACAUCCUAAAUACACCAGUCUAAUGUGA